GUUAAACAAAAAAAAAGUCAAAAUCGAGUCGUACUACAUUUAUUUUAAAACAGACAUUUCAAAAAAUUAAAUGUGUGUUUCGUUCGACAAAUAUCUAAAAUUAUAUUUCCGGUAAUUAUGGCCAGUAAAAAUGUGCAGCACCCUUUGAAAAAUGAGCAAUCUUUGCGCACUAAGCGAAAGCAUCAAAUGUACGGGAAGCUCAUCGAUUUGUACAAACAUCGUGAGUGCCUUUGGAUGGAGAACCACAAAGACUUCUUUAAUUUUGCACUAAAAGAAGAGAUGUGGGAAGAGAUUGCCAACGCAAUGGUCGGUCCAAGGCAUCCCUAUCCGAAUGUCGAUAGAUGGAAGCGAUUGAUUCAUACACUGAGCUAUCGCGUAAAGCUGGAACAACUCCACGAGCAGGAGGCCAAUUACAGUAAUCAAUUAAAUGAGUUGCCGCCAAGGCUCAGCUAUUCGAAUAAGUUGCAGUUUCUAUUCAAGCAUAUGUUCGACAGAAAGGAUAAGGAAUUACCCGAAUCCAUGUCUUCAAUUCCGGUGGAUAAAUCUGAAGGAGUGGCUCAAGAAAGUUUGGCCGCCAAGUGUAUGCGAUUGGGACGUGAUAAACUCAAAAGUCGCAUAUCGUUUUCAGACAAGCUGAAGGUGCUAGAAAAUUUGAGAAAUCGUCGACGCAGAACUUUCACACUGUCACCGGAAGCAUUUGCUAGGUUGAAAUUGCCGGGAAAGAAGUGCGUCCACUUAAAAGAAGGAUGAACAAUGAACAUUUUGUGCCUUCAUAAAAUUCGACAAUAUAUUUACAUAUAGCCUUUUUCGAUUUUAUUACA
This is a messenger RNA of Drosophila sulfurigaster albostrigata, 821 nucleotides long. RefSeq lists its product as uncharacterized. The transcript has 2 exons. Lineage: Eukaryota; Metazoa; Arthropoda; Insecta; Diptera; Drosophilidae. The coding region runs from base 118 to 750 and encodes 210 amino acids. The record is from RefSeq and is a predicted model, not a curated record.